AUGACUACAAAAUUUGGCACUCGCAUUUUAUGUCUUGGCACUCUGACUGGGCUAUCGAUCGUGGCUGUCGUUCUUCGGUCUGUGAACAAUUAUAAAUUCGGCAAUUUCCAGCUCAGCGAUUUGGUGACGUUAUUUGGCUUGGUAUUGCUAAUUAUCGCCGCUGCGAUAUCCAAUGUAGCUGUUGACUUCGGGUACGGGCUGGCUAUCGGCUCUCAAGGGCAUGAUCAUGAAGCCAAAGCACUCAAAUACUCCGCCAUCCGCCAGGCCAUCGUCGUACUGGCUGCGACAGCCGGGCGCAUUGACUUCAUUCUCUACUUGAUUGAGUUGCUCGCCGCUCGCGCGUUGCACAGGAUAUUGCUAUGGCUUCUUAUCCCUUUCCAAAUCGUCAUCAGCGCCGUAAGCGUGUUCCUACUGUUCUUCCAGUGUUCAAUCCACCUGGGAGAGCUAUUCAGUCCAGGAAAGCAGUCCUAUUACGAGAGAACAGCAUUCAACUCCGCCUGCGAUCUCCUCCUCGCCGUCUUCCCCGUAUACACAUUCUGGCGCUUCAACUGGACCGUCCGCGUGAAACUCGUCUUGAUCUCCCUCCUCAGCUUAGGAAUCGUCGCAAUGGCCGCCUCCCUCGUCAAAACAAUCGAAUACCCAACCAUCAUGCUCUCACGAAACCCACGCACCAACCGCGUCACUCUCCUCCGAUGGAUGUUCAUCGAAGCCGGCGCGGUGCUAAUCACCGCCUCGAUACCCUGCCUCCGCCCUCUCGUCGUCUGGUUCGUCCGAAAAUUCACCUCGCGUGUCCUCAACCUAUAUAAACGACAUACCCGAAUCGCGAACGGCUCUAACACACUUAACAACACAUUAUUCAGCGCCAGCGCUAGUCGAUUCACGCAAGAUUGGAAAUCGAAAUGGAUUACGCCCUACAUGCAGCAGCGGGAUGUGGUGGGCGAGGAAGGUGUGGAACGGCAUGUCUUGACGAAUAUGACGCAUAUCUUUGCGGGGGAUCGCGAGUUCUUGGAUCGGCAUACUUCUGGGGGGAUUGUGAAGAAGGUGGAGGUGACUGUUGUGGCUGAUGAGAUUCCCUUGACGGAGGGGAGUAGGUCAUGA
Messenger RNA from Aspergillus affinis, 1098 nucleotides. RefSeq lists its product as uncharacterized. NCBI's taxonomy places the organism in Eukaryota, Fungi, Ascomycota, Eurotiomycetes, Eurotiales, Aspergillaceae. The coding region runs from base 1 to 1098 and encodes 365 amino acids. The transcript is spliced from 5 exons. The record is from RefSeq and is a predicted model, not a curated record.